CCUUUGUUUCCCCGAGCCCCUAUUUGGUCCGAUCGUCUAACGAUGGCAACAGAAGUGGUGUGUGGAUUGAUCUUUAGACUACUACUUCCCAUCUGUCUAGUCACUGCAUGUGCAUUCCGCUACAAUGGGCUCUCAUUCGUCUACCUCAUCUACCUUCUACUUAUUCCUCUCUUUUCCGAACCUACAAAAACAACAAUGCAAGGGCACACAGGACGAUUAUUAAAAUCCUUGUGUUUCAUGAGUCUAACAUUUCUGCUUCUGCAUAUCAUCUUUCAAAUCACAAUAAACAGCCUCGAGGCUGCUAACACUAUUGAACCUGGUUAUCAUUGUUUGACAUGGGAAAAAACACUACGGCAGAUUGGAUUUGAAAGUGUCAAAGGGGCAGAUGCGGGCAAUGGGAUCCGGAUUUUUGUUCCUGAUAUCGGUGUGUUCAUUGCAAGUCUGACCAUAUGGCUCGUCUGCAGAAACAUUGUGCAAAAGCCAGUGCAGGAGGAUUCAGGACAGUACAAUGCACAGUUUGAAAGUGAAGACAUGAAUGAAGGAGAGAGAAUAGAGGCAGAAGAUGCAUUAAUAGAUGAAGAUCUGGAUGAUGCAGAAUGUGGGAAAGAGGAAUUUGAAGAAACCACAAAAUUAAAACUGCUGCGUAGAAUUGCCUCAAUAGCUUCCAAAAUGAAGGAAAUUAUUGGCAACAUUAUAACCACAGCUGGAAAAGUUGUUGUUACGAUUUUACUUGGUACAACAGGAAUGAUGUUGCCAUCACUGACUUCGGCUGUGUAUUUCUUUUUAUUUUUGGGCUUGUGUACAUGGUGGUCAUGUUGCCGAGUAUUUGAUCCGCUGAUAUUCAGCUGUCUCUGUGUCCUAAUGGCUAUAUUCAGCGCAGGCCACUUAAUCGGACUUUACCUGUACCAAUUACAGUUUUUUCAGGAGAUUAUUCCACCAGGUGACUUUUAUGCCAGGGUUGACAAGUUUGAGAGCAAAGAUGUGCCUGAUGAUGACAAAUUUGGUAGCAGAGAAGAAGACACAGACUGCAGUGAAGUUCAACUGUCUGCAAAGCAAAGACGCAGAUUAUGGAGUGCAAGCCACUAUGGAACUGAUGAGAGAAAAGUCCUCUUGGUGACUGUGAAUGGUACACCUGUUGAUUUUGAUUAUCGCAACAAACAUUCUUUGCGUCCCAUAGAGAAUGGGCCUGCCAAGGCAGAUAUGUACUCCAGACCACAGUACAAAUGGGACCCAUCAGUUGAUGACUCAGAAAAGAAAGAGGAGGAAGAAGAGGAGGAGGAAGAGGAGGAAGAAAAUAUUGAAGAAGAAAAAAAUUCUAAAGUUCAUGCAAUGGUCACAGUUUUUCAUUUUAUCAUGAAACAAAGUUAUGUGUGUGCUUUGAUUGCCAUGAUGGCCUGGAGUAUUACUUACCACAGUUGGUUAACCUUUGUGAUGCUGAUAUGGUCAUGUAUACUUUGGAUGCUGCGUGACCGAAGGAAAUACGCUAUGAUCAGUUCACCUUUUAUGGUGACUUAUGGAAACCUGUUAUUAACAUUACAAUAUAUAUGGAGCAUUGAACUGAACGAUGAUGAACUUCCUCAGGUUUCAGGAUUUCUAGAACGGAAAGCUCCUACAGAAUUAGCAUCAAAAAUUCUUUUUGCAAUUACUUUCUGGCUACUGCUUAGGCAGCACCUCACUGAACGAAAAGCUUUGCAAUUAAAGGAAGUUGUUUUAUCAGAGGUCAAAGUUGGAGCUGAAGAGAGUGAAGAAAAAGAAGAGGAAUCACCAGAUGAUGAAGAGGUAUCCCAAAAAGAGGAGGAGGAGGAGGAAGAUGAGGAGGAGGAAAAGGAACCUGAGGAAGAAGAAGAAGAAGAUGUAAUGAAAGUUCUAGGAAAUCUGGUGAUGGCUAUGUUCGUAAAGUACUGGAUUUAUGUCUGUGGAGGAAUGUUCUUCUUUGUCAGCUUUGAGGGGAAAAUUGUCAUGUACAAGAUCAUCUAUAUGAUGCUGUUCUUGUUCUGUGUAGUCCUGUAUCAGGUGCACUAUGAAUGGUGGCGGAAAAUUCUAAAAUAUUUUUGGAUGUCAGUGGUGUUUUACACUAUGCUAGUGCUUGUUUUCAUCUAUACUUAUCAGUUUAAAUCAUUUCCUACACUGUGGAAAAACAUGACCGGAAUGAAUGAUGAACAACUAAAGGAUCUUGGCUUAGAGCAAUUUUCUGUUGCAGAUUUGUUUACCCGCAUCUUUAUUCCAACCUCCUUUCUGUUAGUGUGCAUAUUGCACCUGCAUUACUUCCAUGACCGUUUUCUUCAACUCACGGAUUUAAAAGCCAUAAUCAGCAAACAGGACAGCGCUAUUUACAGGUUGGUGCACCAGGAUGGAAGCCUGCCAGAUAUCACAAUCAUGGAUUUAAAUCCCCGCAUGGUCAAGGAAGAGGGAAAACUGCUUAGAGAGCAGGAAAAAAUAUUACAGGAGCAGGGGGAAAUGUUGCACGAGCAGGAAGAAAGCAUAAUGGAACAGAGAGAGCAAGAGGAAGAGGAGGAGGAGGAUGGAAAAGAGGAAGAUGAUGAAGAGGAGGAAGAAGAGGAGGAGGAAGUGGAUCAUGAAGAAGAUGAUGAUGAGUCGGAGACAGAAGACUUAUCAGAUUUAAGAAACAAAUGGCAUUUGGUAAUUGACCGCCUCACUGUACUUUUCUUGAAGUUCCUGGAAUGCUUUCAUAAGCUGCAAGUUUUCGUGUGGUGGAUUUUGGAGCUGCACAUAAUCAAAAUUGUUUCAUCAUAUAUUAUUUGGGUCACAGUAAAAGAGGUAUCUCUCCUUAACUAUGUGUUUUUGAUCGCCUGGGCAUUUGCUUUGCCAUAUUCUCAGUUCCGCCCACUGGCAUCUAGUAUCUGCACUGUCUGGACUUGUGUGAUUAUCAUUUGCAAAAUGUUGUACCAGCUUGAAUCGAUCAAUCCUGCAUCAUUUUCUGUCAACUGCACAAUGCCCAAUGCAUCUGAAAAGCAAGAAGGUCUGAACGAAUCAAUUCUCUACAGAAAACCCAUUGAUCCAACUGAGUGGGUUGGAUUAAAAAAGUCUUAUCCACUGCUUGUAUACUUGAGGAAUAACCUAUUGAUGCUGGCAAUUCUGGCCUUUGAAGUUACUAUUUACCGACAUCAGGAAUACUACAGAUGCCGAAACAAUCUCACUGCACCUGAGACCAGAACAAUUUUUCAUGAUAUUACCAGAUUACAUUUGGAUGAUGGAGUAGUUAGCUGUCUUAAAUACUUCAUAAACUACUUCUUCUACAAGUUUGGUUUGGAGAGCUGUUUCCUACUGGCAGUAAAUGUAAUUGGUCAACGAAUGGAUUUCUAUGCCAUGAUUCAUGCCUUUGCCUUAAUUGCUGUUUUGUAUCGACGGAGAAGAAAAGCCAUUGCAGAAAUCUGGCCAAAGUACUGCUGCUUUCUAUCCUGCAUCAUUACAUUUCAGUAUUUCAUUUGUAUUGGCAUUCCCCCUGCUCCUUGUAAAGAUUAUCCAUGGAGAAGUCCUAAUGCCAACUUCAACUCUAAUAUCAUCAAAUGGUUAUACUUUCCUGAUUUUAUUGUUAAACCAAAUGCAGUCUUUCUUGUCUAUGAUUUCAUGCUGCUGCUCUGUGCAUCCCUACAAAGGCAGACAUUUGAAGAUGAGAACAAGGCUGCUGUACGUAUCAUGGCUGGAGACAAUGUGGAGAUCUGUAUGAACCUUGAUGCAGCUUCCUUUAGCCAACAUAAUCCUGUCCCUGAUUUUAUUCAUUGCCGAUCCUAUCUGGAUAUGGGUAAAGUGAUAACAUUUAGUUACCUCUUCUGGUUUGUUCUCACCAUCAUCUUUAUAACAGGAACCACUCGGAUCAGUAUAUUUUGUAUGGGCUACCUAGUAGCCUGCUUUUACUUCCUACUCUUUGGAGGAGAUCUGUUGCUCAAACCUAUCAGAAGCAUCCUCCGCUAUUGGGACUGGCUGAUAGCUUAUAACGUCUUUGUGAUUACAAUGAAAAAUAUAUUGUCAAUAGGAGCAUGUGGCUACAUCCAUUCCUUACUUCACAACAGUUGUUGGGUGAUUCAAGCAUUUAGCCUGGCCUGCACAGUUAAGGGUUAUAAAAUCCCUUCAGAUAAAGAUAUAGACUGCAAAUUACCUAGUGGGGAGGCUGGAAUCAUCUGGGACAGCAUUUGCUUUGCCUUCCUGUUGCUGCAAAGAAGAGUCUUCAUGAGUUACUAUUUCCUCCAUGUGGUUGCAGAUAUUAAAGCAUCGCAGAUUUUGGCAUCCAGGGGUGCUGAACUUUUCCAGGCCACAAUUGUGAAGGCUGUAAAAGCAAGAAUUGAGGAAGAAAAAAAAUCAAUGGAUCAGCUGAAGAGACAAAUGGAUCGUAUCAAAGCCAGGCAACAAAAAUAUAAAAAGGGUAAAGAAAGGGUGAUGAGCAUGAACCAAGAAGCCUCAGAUGGGCAAGAAAUUCAAAAGGCUGCCGAAGAUGAUGAUGAUGAUGAUGAAGCAGACAAAGAGAAAACCAAGGGCAAAAAAAAGCAGUGGUGGCGGCCUUGGGUUGAUCAUGCUUCCAUGGUCAGAAGUGGAGAUUAUUAUUUGUUUGAGACGGACAGUGAGGAAGAGGAAGAGGAGGAAAAAAGAGAUGAAGACGAACCACCCAGAAGAUCAGCGUUUCAGAGAGCUAUUGCGAAAUUUGCUUCAGCCAUUUUAGCCUUGCCAAAGUCUAUUAUUAAACUGCCCAAAACUAUUCUUCAGUAUUUAAUCAGAGCUGCAAAGUUUGUUUAUCAGGCAUGGAUUACUGAUCCUAAAACUGCCCUCCGACAGAGGCGCAAAGAGAAGAAAAAAUUUGGGAAAGAAGGGAAACAAAGGUGGAAAGGAUCUGGAGAUGAUAACAUUAUCAAAAGACUGUAUAAUAUCUUGAAGUUUACUUGGGUUCUUUUUCUGGCAACAAUAGACAGUUUUACAGCUUGGCUCAAUUCAAUUUCAAGAGAGCACAUUGAUAUUUCCACUGUGCUAAGAAUCGAAAGGUGUAUGCUUACAAGAGAAAUCAAGAAGGGAAAUGUUCCAACUCGAGAGAGUAUCCAUAUGUAUUACCAAAACCAUAUAAUGAAACUUUCUAGGGAAUCAGGAUUGGAUGAAAUUUAUGAUGCUGGACAGGCUGAGAGGACAGCAAGUCUAGAAUCAGCACCUUCUCGUGACAGUGAAUCUAGCUGCUGCACUGAAGCAACCACGCUGUUGUUGUCAAGGCAGUCAACCCUUGAUGAUUUAGAUGGACCAGACCCCAUUCCUAAAACAAGUGAGCGUGCGCGACCUAGGCUCCGUAAAAUGUACAGCAUGGAUGUGUCCUCUUCAUCAGCUGACAGUGGCAGUAUAGUGUCAAGUGAGGCAACCCAAAUCACCAUGCUGUAUUCCCGUCAGGGAACAGCAGAAACAAUUGAAGAGGUUGAAGGGGAGGAGCAUGAAGAAGGAGGGGCAAAUGCUGUAUCCAGACAGGAGCAUGACAUGGAAGUUUAUAGCAUGGAUUCUGAAGGAGCUGCAUACACAUCUGAUACAGAUAUGCCAUCCUAUUCUGCUUUGGAUAGCAUUGCUGAACCCCCUCCUUCAUAUAGCAAAGCUGUGAGCCUGCAACUUUUUCCUUUAGAUGUUUCUCAAGAUGGUUCCUCUGACAAAAACCAGAUGAUGGUCAGUCCAGAUGAAAAUCAAUCUGAGAAACCAGAGGAUUCAAUACUGCCUCCCUUGACGCAUGAACUGACUGCAAGUGAACUACUCCUUAACAAAAUGUUCCAAGAUGAGGAACUGGAUGAGUCAGAAAAAUUCUACUCUGAUCAACCUCGCUUCUUACUGCUAAUUUAUGCUUUAUAUAAUACACUUGUAGCACGUUCAGAAAUGGUGUGUUACUUUGUGAUUAUUCUUAAUCAUAUGGUCUCUGCCUCCGUGAUUACUCUUGUGCUUCCUAUCCUGAUAUUCCUUUGGGCCAUGCUCUCUGUCCCAAGGCCUAGCAAACGUUUUUGGAUGACGGCUAUAGUCUACACUGAGGUGACCAUAGUUAUAAAGUAUUUUUUCCAGUUUGGAUUCUUUCCUUGGAAUAAACAAAUAGAAAUCACAAAAGAUAAACCCUAUUAUCCUGCUAAUAUUAUUGGUGUUGAGAAGAAAGAGGGUUACGUGCACUAUGACCUUGUUCAGCUACUUGCUUUGUUUUUCCAUAGAUCCAUUUUAAAGUGUCAUGGACUGUGGGAUGAAGAAGAUGGAGGAGAUAACUGCAGUAGUAGAGAUGACUCUGAUGAUGAGUUGGUGGACUCAGACAGGAGAGGUUCUGCUGCCUCUUUGACAUCAGUCAAUUUGGAAGCAUCUGUCGAAUCCAUACAUGUCCAUUUCCCAGAGCAGCAGACUGCCAUCCGCAGGAAAAGUUCAAGCAGUGGCUCCCAGCUGUCACAUAGAUCUAGCUACUCCUCUCAUCGUUCCAAAAGAGGCACUACCAGCACACGGAACAGCAGUCAAAAAGGAAGCAGUGUGCUAAGCAUAAAACAAAAAUCAAGGAAAGAACUUCUUAUGGAAAAACUACGAGAGCAAAUUAUCAUCGCUAAAGCAUUUACCAUCAAAAAGACACUUCAAGUAUAUGUGCCCAUCAAACAGUUUUUCUACAAUCUUAUCCACCCAGAUUACAGUGCUGUGACAGAUGUUUAUGUCCUGAUGUUUCUUGCUGAUACAGUGGACUUCAUUAUCAUUGUGUUCGGAUUCUGGGCUUUUGGGAAACAUUCUGCAGCAGCAGAUAUUACCUCUUCAUUAUCAGAAGACCAAGUGCCAGAAGCAUUCUUAGUGAUGGUGCUAAUUCAGUUUGGAACCAUGGUAGUGGAUCGAGCACUGUAUCUGAGAAAGACAGUCAUGGGGAAGGUCAUCUUCCAGGUCAUCCUUGUCUUUGGUAUACACUUUUGGAUGUUCUUUAUCUUGCCCUGUGUGACAGAAAGGAAAUUUAGCCAAAAUACAGUUGCACAACUGUGGUAUUUUGUGAAAUGUGUUUAUUUUGGAUUAUCAGCAUAUCAGAUACGUUGUGGCUACCCUACCCGGGUACUUGGCAAUUUCCUCACAAAAAGUUAUAAUUAUGUAAACCUCUUCUUAUUUCAAGGGUUCCGUCUGGUACCAUUCUUAACUGAGUUGAGGGCAGUAAUGGACUGGGUUUGGACAGAUACCACAUUAAGUCUUUCUAGCUGGAUUUGCGUUGAAGAUAUUUAUGCUCAUAUAUUCAUCCUAAAGUGCUGGCGAGAGUCUGAAAAACGAUAUCCCCAGCCGAGAGGUCAGAAGAAGAAGAAAGUUGUGAAGUAUGGAAUGGGUGGCAUGAUCAUUGUCUUGCUGAUCUGUAUAGUUUGGUUCCCACUGCUCUUCAUGUCUCUAAUCAAAUCUGUUGCAGGCGUCACAAAUAAGCCACUUGAUGUAUCAAUAACAAUCACUUUAGGAGGAUAUCAGCCUAUUUUUAUGAUGAGCGCACAGCAGAGUCAACUAAAAAAUAUGACAGGAGAGCAAUACAGAAACUUCCUUUCCAAUUUUAAGAGGAAUACUGCUGCUUUACAGUUUCUAGAAAACUAUGGUAUGGAAGAUAUAACAGUUGCACAGCUAGAAGGAAAUUCAAAUUCUUUAUGGACUAUCAGCCCUCCCAGCAGGGAAAAUAUGAUUAAAGAACUCAGCACAAGCACUACUGAUUUUUCUAUAGUCGUUUCAUGGAGUAUUCAAAGAAACCUCUCCCUCGGAGCAAAAGCAGAAAUAGCUUCAGAUAAAGUAUCUCACAUCCUUCCAAAAGAAACAAGAAUAGACAUCGCUAAGAUGAUGGAAAAUCCAGAAUUAUUUGCAAAUAAAUUUGUGACACUAACGGAAAUAUAUCCACAUUAUGUCAAGGCCCCUAGUGAUUCCCUUGCAAAACCCAUAAAGCAACUCUUGACAGAUGGGAAAUAUAAAGACAUCAGUGUUUCACUGUCCAGUAAUAACCAGUCCGGUGAACAUCGUGAAUGGUGGGUUCUAAACCAGUCAAACAAAUUUUCAGAACGAGACAAGACGAAUCUGGAGCUUAUUGUAUUCAGUGACAAAGUUAGCCCUCCAAGCCUUGGAUUCUUAGCAGGCUAUGGCAUCAUGGGAUUGUAUGCUUCAGUUGUCUUGGUAAUAGGAAAAUUUGUCCGUGAGUUCUUCAGUGGGAUCUCUCACUCCAUCAUGUUUGAAGAGCUUCCUAAUGUGGAUCGUAUCCUAAAAUUGUGUACUGAUAUCUUCUUAGUCCGGGAGACUGGUGAAUUGGAACUGGAAGAAGACCUGUAUGCCAAAUUAAUAUUCCUGUACCGCUCACCAGAGACUAUGAUCAAAUGGACUAGAGAAAAAACCAAUUGA
Varanus komodoensis (Komodo dragon) is the source of this 8331-nucleotide messenger RNA. RefSeq names its product piezo type mechanosensitive ion channel component 2 (gene PIEZO2). The record is from RefSeq and is a predicted model, not a curated record. NCBI's taxonomy places the organism in Eukaryota, Metazoa, Chordata, Lepidosauria, Squamata, Varanidae. The coding region runs from base 43 to 8331 and encodes 2762 amino acids. Gene Ontology annotation, biological process: regulation of membrane potential; detection of mechanical stimulus; cellular response to mechanical stimulus. Gene Ontology annotation, cellular component: plasma membrane. The transcript is spliced from 52 exons. Gene Ontology annotation, molecular function: mechanosensitive monoatomic ion channel activity; monoatomic cation channel activity.